AUCCUGUGUCUUGGCCUCCCCAGAAGCGGCACUUUAUCUAUUGUCACUGCACUUCGGCAGCUGGGCUUCACAUAUGCCCAUCACGGCGCGGAACAAGUUUUCAACUCUGCAAACUGGGCAGCCUCUAUACGUGCCUCACAGGCUUGCUUUCCUGUAUGGCAAGGGGCUAGCAAACGUGAAUCUCCGCCUUUUACCAAAGCCGACUGGGACGCAUUUUUAGGACAUUACCAAGUCGUCAGUGAUUUUGCUGGCUUCUACGGAGAACAUAUAUCAAGAGUGUACCCAGGGGCUAAGGUUAUUCUUGUUCAGCGCCCAUUUGACUCUUGGUAUCCUUCUUUCGACGCGGCGAUUCUGCAGGCGCUCUUUCAGCCAGUUCGUGCGUUUCUUUUUCAGCGAAUCAUCGCGCCUAUCACAGGAAUCACUGCUUUCGCGGCGCAUCCUUAUAUCGUGUUUGGAAGCUUUAAUGCGCGCAAUGUACGGGAGACGAGAAACAACGCUCGAGCGGUAUACGAAGAACACUACACCACCAUAAGAAAGAUUGUUCCGCCGGAGAAUUUACUCGAGUUUAAUCUUGAAGAUGGUUGGGCUCCCCUGUGCGCCUUUCUUGAUAAAGAGGUUCCCGACAUUCCAUUUCCAUACGUAAAUGAUCGA
Molecule: messenger RNA, 651 nt
Organism: Trichoderma atroviride IMI 206040
Lineage: Eukaryota; Fungi; Ascomycota; Sordariomycetes; Hypocreales; Hypocreaceae
Source: RefSeq, a predicted model, not a curated record